Ilex paraguariensis (yerba mate) is the source of this 519-nucleotide messenger RNA. The record is from the annotation of a GenBank genome assembly. NCBI's taxonomy places the organism in Eukaryota, Viridiplantae, Streptophyta, Magnoliopsida, Aquifoliales, Aquifoliaceae.
AUGGCUUCACAAAAGCAAAAAAACGAAAAAACCAUUCCUCCAUACGUGAAAGCAAUCGCGGGCUCAUUCGGAGGGACAAUGGAGGCGUGUUGCUUACAACCCAUUGAUGUCAUCAAGACCAGGCUCCAGCUCGACCGGUCCGGUUCGUACAAGGGAAUUAUCCACUGCGGCAUGACGGUGUGCCGUACGGAAGGCGUGAGGGCCCUUUGGAAGGGUUUGACUCCGUUCGCGACGCAUUUGACCUUGAAGUAUGCGCUUCGGAUGGGUUCCAAUGCUGUGCUUCAAUCGGCGUUUAAGGAUUCGAACACUGGGAAUUUGAGUCCUUAUGGGAGGGUUUUUUCUGGGUUCGGUGCGGGCGUGCUUGAAGCUCUCGUUAUUGUCACGCCAUUUGAGUUUACAUUGUUAGACGUUUAUUCUCUUCACAAGUGGAUGGUUUUUUACAUCCUAAAGCUAGUAAAUCACAAUGUGUUUCCUAUUGUCGAACAUCCUCUUCCCUUUGGAAUGUUAGCUGGAUCGUGA